Messenger RNA from Sinocyclocheilus grahami, 393 nucleotides. Its product is annotated as tripartite motif-containing protein 16-like protein. The coding region runs from base 1 to 393 and encodes 130 amino acids. The record is from RefSeq and is a predicted model, not a curated record. The transcript has 6 exons. NCBI's taxonomy places the organism in Eukaryota, Metazoa, Chordata, Actinopteri, Cypriniformes, Cyprinidae.
AUGAGACUGUAUCAACUGCAGCAGAAAGAAAAGAGAAAGAGUAUCACUGAGCUGGAGCAGCUUUCACACACAGACGAUCACAUACAUUUCCUCCAGAGUCUUCAGUCUCUCUCAGCUCCUCCUGAAUCUACAGAAAACAUCUCUGUCAGUUUCCUCUUUUCUUUUGAUGGUGUGAGAGAAUCUGUUGGUCAGCUGAGACACAAACUGGAGGAUUUCUGCAAAGAGGAGAUGAAAAAGAUAUCUGACACUCUCAGUAACAUUGUUCCUAGGACCAGAGAGGACUUCCUACAAUAUUCCCAUCAGUUCACUCUGGAUCCAAACACUGCACAUAAACUCCUCCGUCUGUCUGAAGGGAACAGAGCGGUGACUUACACUUCCUCUGCAGGAGAAUAG